AUGCUCUUCUUCAUUGCUUCCCUCCCUUGUGCCCUUGCGGUGGGUUUGGGAUUGCUAUACUCAUUAGCCAACGCCGCCAAUCUUGACUAUAUCUGUAGGCGUCAUGCGGACAACAAUGUAAGUUCAUACGAUUCGAACAGAGUUCACGAACCAUCUGCGAUGCCUGGCCGGCCAGAAUCGGGCUAGUUGACCCCCUGCCUCUUCGAUGGUCGCAGACCAUACCCUCAGGCGGCCUGUACUGCAGUGCACUCUGGAAGGACGUGCCAGUCGAUCCGAGGGGCACCAAAUCUACCACUCAGCUUUACUAUCAGGCCUGCAUGUGUCGCAACCACAACUGGUACACGGAUUACUCAUACUGCCUGAUGAAGAGUACAUUCGCGCGCCCAACGUUCGGCGGUCUCACCUCGGCCUAAGACGUCAAAAACCUGAUCCUACCAGACAGACGUCAAAACCAACGCCGUGUGCUGACUACGUGCUCCCUUCUCCUGUGGCUCAGACACUCAAAACUCCACGUGGAUCACCGACGAUGAAAAACGACGAUGCCGAGAUUGCAAGACUGCUCUUAAAAGUGAGUCAGCAGCAUGAUUUGAUUAUAAACGACUUGCCGGAUGGUGUAAGGAGAUGCCUUACAGCGCUAUAUAUAGCCUCUCAGGGAGUAGCUAUAAUCAAUCGAGUUCUAGUUACGACUUGCUUUGAGUCAGGCGGUCGAGAACGACAGAUUGUGUUGAUAUAUAUAAGAGGCGCAUACCUUAUAGCUGGUCUUGUCCUGGAUAUACCAGUGCUGACCGAUUUGUUUCUGAACAUUGAGUAGCUGCCGUUGGGUGUUGAUCGGCGUGGAGACGAAGAUCGUAUCGACGCCGUCGUCCCGCGAGUUGUCAUCGCAUCAAUUCACCAAGCUUUCUCAUCAUCGGCACCCUUCUUUCGUCUUCGAUUCGAGCCGCCUAUCCAUUUGUUCAUUUCCCCUCAAUCUUGCCAACAUCCAGGUUACGGUCUCGUCAAGUUCCCUUCGCCAAGGCCUCUUGUCAGGGUCACUCCGUCAACUUCCUUCGUUGCCUCUGUCGCAAGCGCGCCAAAUUUCCUCGUCGUUUGGCCUUGGUCUUUUUCUUUGUUGCAAGUUCACCUCGAUCAGGAGUACACACCUAG
This is a messenger RNA of Microbotryum saponariae, 1143 nucleotides long. Lineage: Eukaryota; Fungi; Basidiomycota; Microbotryomycetes; Microbotryales; Microbotryaceae. The record is from the annotation of a GenBank genome assembly.